Messenger RNA from Closterium sp. Yama58-4, 573 nucleotides. The record is from the annotation of a GenBank genome assembly. Lineage: Eukaryota; Viridiplantae; Streptophyta; Zygnematophyceae; Desmidiales; Closteriaceae.
AUGCGACCGUGCGAUCAUCAAUGCGACCGUGCGAUCAUCAAUGCGACCGUGCGAUCAUCAAUGCGACCGUGCGAUCAUCAAUGCGACCGUGCGAUCAUCAUCGCGACCGUUAUCCUUCCACCUCUUGGAACCUUCGUGAAGAAAAAGGUGGACACGAAUGCUGGGACUGCUAUCGCGUUCUCUUCGCCGCGUCUCACCUUCUCACAGACCCUUCCGCCACGCGAAUCGCAGCAGGAAAUGUCCUGGCAGGCGCAGCAGCAGGAGCCACGAGCCUCGAGCCUCCUAGUCACGUACCUACCCUCUAGACGUCGCGCGCACGCGCCUGGCCACCGAUAUAGGCACGCGCAGGCACUUUGCAGGCAUGCGAUCCGUUAUAGGCACGCGCCAGCAGUUUGCAGGCUUGCGAUCCGUUAUAGCGGCGCUCUGGCGGGCGGAGGGCAUCAGAGGCUUAUAUCGCGGAUUUCCUGCGUCCUGGUUCAUGGGAUUAUCGUGCAUAUGAGUCUGUACUCUGGCGGGUUUGAUAGUGCCAAGCAGCUGCUAUUGAAGGGCCACGGCGGAGCAGCAGCCCUCUAG